CCCCUCUCCUCUGAGUGCAGACCUGAGGAACUCCACGAACUUGCUGCCUGUCUGUCUUCUCUCCUCACCAAGAGGAGCACUGCACGCCACGUUUGGGCACGGCACCACAACACAGCUGAGGCUUGGGGAGCCAAACCGUUUUUGAACGUCAGUUUUGGUGGAAAAGAUGACUGAGGCAGCAUACGAUGACUUCUUUGCAUUUUUCAAUGCCAGCGGCUAUGACGACGAGUUCAAAGGCAAUUACGUGGUGGAUCGGGCGGUGACGUUGUGCGACAAGACCGAAGUCAACCGAUUCGCGUCGCACUUCAUGCCCACGUUCUACUACGCCAUCUUCCUGCUCAGCCUCCUGGGAAACGGACUGGUGCUGUGCACCAUCUACAAGUACGAGAAGCUCAACACGGUCACCAACGUCUUCCUCCUGAACCUGGUCGUCUCCGACCUGGUGUUCUCGCUGAGCCUCCCGUUCUGGGCGAGCUACCACUCCUCAGAGUGGAUCUUCGGCGAGGCCAUGUGCAAGCUGGUGGGCGGCGUCUACUUCAUCGGGUUCUACAGCUCCAUCCUCUUCCUCACGCUCAUGACCUUCGAUCGCUACCUGGCCGUGGUCCACGCCAUCACCGCCGCCAAGCGGCGGCGCAUGGUCUACGCCCUGAUCUCCACGGUGACCGUUUGGGGCGUCAGCAUCCUGGCCACCGUCAAGGAGUUCGUCCUGUACGGCACGCGCCAGGACAGCCGGUACGGGAUUCUGUGCGAGGAGACCGGCCACAGCCAGGCGGUCCUGGUGAAGUGGCAGCUGGUGGGCUACUACCAGCAGUUCGUGCUGUUCUUCCUGCUGCCGCUGGGCAUCGUCCUGUACUGCUACGUGCGCAUCACCCUGAGGGUCGUGCACACGCGCAUGACGGAGAAGUGCCGGGCCGUCAAGCUGAUAUUCGUCAUCGUGGUGACCUUCCUCCUCUGCUGGACGCCCUACAACGUGGUCAUCCUCCUGCGGGCCCUGCGCGCGUCCUUCCGCGGCGACGACGCGGGGCCGUGCGAGGACGAGCUGGACUACGCGCAGUACGUCACGCGCAACCUGGCCUUCCUGUACUGCUGCGUGAACCCCGUCUUCUACACCUUCGUGGGCAAGAAGUUCCAGAGCCACUUCAGGAGGCUGCUGUCCAAGCGCAUGCCCUGUCUGAAAAGCCACAUACUGACGAGCCAGAGCAGCAGGACCACCUCGCACAGGAGCCCGCAGACCCUCUACGAGUACUAGUCGAGAUUUCUAAAAAAAUAAUAAGGAAAGCUGAAGUUUUAGCGCGGGUGUUCGUGUCAAAUUCUGCCAUCGCGAGAAGGUUUUCUGUAAAGCCACAUCCACAGCCUUUUGCGAAGUUCUCCCUGGAACUGCUGUGCACAUUGCAUUGCAUUAUUUUUGAGAUUUGCUUUGAAGCAGUUUUCAGCAGAACAUCACGUAUUAUGAUUGACUUUUUUUUUAAGAAUGUCGAGCCGUGUAGCUAUGAACCUUUUUUGUUGGAGGAAAGUUGUGGUGGUGGGGGGAGGGGGGGAGGGGGUGUCUGGAUGGGGGGGUGUCUGGAUGGCAAAGACAGAUAAAUUUGCACUCUGCCAUCAGUUUCAUAACUAUUGUUCCUGACUGUGCCGCUUGCUGUAUUGAAAAGAACAUUGCGGAGAAUACUGUAAAUACUGCAGCUUAGAUAGGGCUUUUCUCCAUAAAACAAAAUAUAUAUUUUUUAACUUCUGCAUUACAUUUUUGUAUUUUGCUAAAAUGCCUCUGCAAAAAAUAGAAGGCAAGCAGCAUUUAAUCACUGCAUUUUCAAACAAGUGUAAAUAAAUGAGCGUGUUUUCAUCUUUGCAAAAAUUGUAUUAAAAAAAGUAUAUGAAAUCAA
Anguilla rostrata (American eel) is the source of this 1877-nucleotide messenger RNA. It is a transcript of the gene ccr12a, whose product is annotated as chemokine (C-C motif) receptor 12a. Gene Ontology annotation, molecular function: C-C chemokine receptor activity; C-C chemokine binding. NCBI's taxonomy places the organism in Eukaryota, Metazoa, Chordata, Actinopteri, Anguilliformes, Anguillidae. The transcript has 2 exons. Gene Ontology annotation, biological process: G protein-coupled receptor signaling pathway; positive regulation of cytosolic calcium ion concentration; calcium-mediated signaling. Bases 167 to 1249 code for a protein of 360 amino acids. The record is from RefSeq and is a predicted model, not a curated record. Gene Ontology annotation, cellular component: membrane; external side of plasma membrane.